AUGUCAGGUAUGGCUGUGGUUAACACAUAAAGUACCUUUUCUUUUGUGCAGACGACAAAGUUACUGAAGUAGUUUCAGCGGCAGCACCGGUUCAGCCGGAACCCGAGGCGCAUGAAGGCGAAACCAAGGAGAGCUUGGAUACAACUCCCUUGACGAAGGCCCUUGAUGAGAUCGAAGGUAAAGAGGGAAAAGACGGUCUUGUAGAAGAGCAUGCGGUGGAGAAAGGCGAGGUUACUGAGGAGGAAGAACCGAAAGAGGAUUCAGAGGCAGCCCCAAAGACUGACACGGUGAAGGAAGAAGGAGAGAAGAAAGAAGAGGAGGAUAAAAGUGAUAAAAAGGCCGAAGAAGCCUGA
Messenger RNA from Spirometra erinaceieuropaei, 353 nucleotides. NCBI's taxonomy places the organism in Eukaryota, Metazoa, Platyhelminthes, Cestoda, Diphyllobothriidea, Diphyllobothriidae. The record is from the annotation of a GenBank genome assembly.